AUGUUCUUGACCAGAUUGAUAAAUCGACCAUUAUCGAUUGGUAAGAGCAAUUUAAGACUCUAUUCCACCAAGUAUAUCAGAAAUGAACAAAUAUAUAUCCAUAAAAUAAACGACUAUUCAUACAACUAUUCAUUUUCACCAAAACCAGAAUCUAUCCCUAUUGGACAUAGUCAAGAAUCACAAUCGAUUACCCCAACCAAUUUCAUUCCUAAUUCAAAAUUCAUUGACUUAUUACAAAAUACCAUUAGUAAAAAUGCUCAUAAUGAUUUCACAUUCUUGAUGGAAGCAGGAGUUAAUGCUAAUACAUUUAUGCCAAUUUAUGAUUUAAGAGAAAUACCGAAAUAUGCUAGAAUUCCUGAAAUGGAGAAUAUAUUUGGAUAUAUUCAAGUUGAUGCCAAUGGUAGAAUGGUACCAGACACUUAUGAACCUAAUAAUUUAUACCGAAUUUGUAAUGGAACUGCUGGGCUUACUAAAUUAAGUGAUCAUUUAUAUGAGAAAGUUCAACAAGAAUGUGAGAAAUGA
Messenger RNA from Scheffersomyces coipomensis, 522 nucleotides. RefSeq lists its product as uncharacterized. NCBI's taxonomy places the organism in Eukaryota, Fungi, Ascomycota, Pichiomycetes, Serinales, Debaryomycetaceae. The record is from RefSeq and is a predicted model, not a curated record. The transcript has a single exon. The coding region runs from base 1 to 522 and encodes 173 amino acids.